Molecule: messenger RNA, 3875 nt
Organism: Ictalurus punctatus (channel catfish)
Lineage: Eukaryota; Metazoa; Chordata; Actinopteri; Siluriformes; Ictaluridae
Gene: slc26a5
Product: solute carrier family 26 member 5
Exons: 19
Coding region: 206-2464 (752 amino acids)
Biological process (GO): transmembrane transport
Cellular component (GO): membrane
Molecular function (GO): chloride transmembrane transporter activity; oxalate transmembrane transporter activity; secondary active sulfate transmembrane transporter activity
Source: RefSeq, a predicted model, not a curated record
CGACGUGUAGGCACGUGGCUCGGCUUCCUGGUGUGAAGCCGCAGCGGUGUGAUUAAAGGUCGUCGGGGUGUUUCUGAGUAACUACAGCGAGUCCGAGAGUUUUACUGAGCGCAGCUCACUGAUACAGCGCAGCAUCACAGGACAGGCGCACAGGAAGAGGAAGUCGAGAGAUCCGUGAUCAGUGUCAUGCUCCUUCUGCGUCGUUAUGGAUCGUAACGUAAACGGCGACGCAGACUCCUCGUCCGCGCCGGUGUACCGACUCGAGAGACCCGUGUUCAGCGAAGAACACCUCGACACCCAGCUGCAUAAGAAAGAACGGAGGCUUAAGCCUGUUCGACAGAGACUAGCGGACCGCUGCCGCUGUUCAUCCGAAAAAGCCAAAUCCAUCAUCUUCGGCCUUCUCCCCAUCUUCUCAUGGCUGCCAUCGUAUCCAGUGAAGGAGUAUCUGUUCGGAGACAUCGUUUCAGGUCUCAGCACAGGAGUCAUGCAGCUGCCUCAAGGUCUUGCCUAUGCGAUGUUAGCCGCUGUUCCUCCAGUCUAUGGCCUGUAUUCGUCGUUCUAUCCUGUCCUUCUCUACACGUUCUUCGGCACCUCCAGACACAUAUCGAUAGGCACGUUUGCGGUGAUCAGUCUGAUGGUUGGUAGCGUGGCGGUGAGAGAAGCGCCGGACUCCAUGUUCCCCCUGAACUCCACUAACGGGACGGAGCUGAUCGACGUGGCGGCUCGAGACGCCAGGAGAGUGCAAGUGGCCGUGGUCGUCACCGCGCUCAUGGGACUUAUUCAGCUGGUACUUGGCAUGCUGAGGUUCGGCUUCGUGGCGAUUUAUCUGACCGAGCCGUUGGUGCGAGGCUUCACCACGGCCGCUGCGGUACACGUGUUGGUCUCUCAGCUGAAGUACUUUUUCGGGAUUAAAACCCAGCGCUACAGCGGGCCGUUAUCGGUCCUCUACAGUCUCGUCGCCGUGUUUAAAGACAUCAGCAGCACUAACGUCAGUACGCUGAUUGUGGGACUGGUGUGUGUCGUCUUCCUCUACGGCGUGAAGGACAUUAACGAGCGUUUCAAAAAGAAGCUGCCCAUCCCCAUUCCCGGAGAGAUCAUCGUGGUGCUGGUCUCGACGGGGAUUUCGUACGGCAUGACUCUUUCGGAGAACUACCAGGUGGAUGUGGUGGGAGAAAUCCCCACAGGACUCCGGGCGCCGACUGUUCCGGAUUUCAGUCUCAUCCCCAACCUGAUCACGGACGCCGUGGCUCUGGCUGUGGUGGGAUUCUCCAUCGGGAUCUCCUUGGCUAAAAUAUUCGCUCUCAAAUAUGGCUACAGUGUGGACGGAAACCAGGAGCUGAUCGCACUGGGGUUGUGUAACUCUGUCAGUUCCUUUUUCCACACCUUCGCCGUCACCUGCUCGAUGUCUCGCAGUUUGGUGCAGGAGAGCACGGGCGGAAAGACUCAGAUCGCAGGGUUGUUGGCCUCCUUACUGGUCCUCCUGGUGAUUUUGGCGGUCGGGUUUGUGUUCCAGCCUUUACCCCAGACCGUUUUGGCUGCGAUCAUCAUGGUCAAUCUGCUGGGCAUGUUCAAACAGCUCCGAGACAUCCCUGCUUUAUGGAGAACAAGCAAGAUUGAACUGGCGAUUUGGGUGGUGGCCUUCGUGGCAUCCAUUCUGCUGGGGUUGGAUUACGGACUCCUGGUGGCCAUUACAUUUGCUAUACUCACAGUCAUCUACAGAACACAAAGCCCUAAAAGUGUUAUCCUCGGGCAAAUCUCCGACACUGGACUUUACUACGACACUGAGGAAUAUGAAGAGGCUGCAGAAUGCUCAGGAAUUAAGAUUUUCCACUCCAAUUCUUCGAUCUACUUCGCCAACAGUGACCAGUACGUGAGCACUCUGAAGGAAAAAACAGGCGUCAAUCCCGCUCAGCUGCUGGCUGCGAGGAGAUCCCAGCGGAAGCGGUUGAAAAAGAGAGGAGACAAGAAACGCUCGCAUCGCAGCCCCGAGCAGAAGAAGGAAACGGUAGUUAAACUGGAUACAGAGUUCGGCGUGAGUCACGAAGUGGUGCACGAAUCUCAGACAGAAGUGGAAUCGCAAGUUAACGGACGACUCGCCGAGGCCGAGUCGGACACCGAGGAGGAUCGCUUCCUCCAGCCGCUCUGUCCCGUCCACUCCAUCAUCCUGGACUUAACGUCCGUCAACUUCAUGGACUCUGUAGGAGCCAAAGCUAUUAAAUCUGUUAUCAAGGAGUUUGCAGCCAUAGAUGUGAAAAUCGUGCUCGCCGGAUGCAGCCGGAGUCUACUGUCUGAUCUCAGGACUCUGCAGUUCUUCAGCGAUCCCGUGACCCUGGACAUGGUCUUUCCCACCACCCACGAUGCCGUGCUGCACUGCCAACACGCCAGGCUGCUCUCCCCCGGGCCUGCCCUGCCAGCCAGCGAGCACACAGGAAACAGGAAGUGCUCUUCUGAAGGGCAGGAAUGACCAGCGUUUUAUGAGUACAAAAGCAUUUAGAAGAACUAGGACCUAGAGACGUUGAGCACUUUUCUAUCUGUAACAUCGCCUGCCUUUAAACUCCUCUCGCGUCUGCGUGAGUAAAACACGUUCUCUACGAACACAACACUGCACUCGGGUACACACACGGAUGUGGACUCGGACUCGGACUCCUACUUCUUUAGCAAUCCGAUGUAUGUUUGGUUUUUUUGACAGAAUGCACUCUUUGGGGGAAAACUGAGUUUUAAGGUGUUUUCAUACUUGGUUUGUUUUUGUUUUUGUUUUUUUCUCCCCUCAAUCACUAGCCAUGUGCAGAUGUUGUACAUGUAACCCUGUGAGAGAAGCUUUAAGCGGCUUUAUUUGGUGACCUUUUUAAUUAAUCAGUUUAUAAUAAUAAUAAUAAUAAUAAUAAUAAUAAUAAUAAUAAUAAUAAUAAUAAUAAUGUGACUAUACUGCUGAAAGACACGAUAGAAACCCUCAUAGAAUUUUCUAAUGGUUUUAAUGGAAACUACAACAGUCCCUGCGGGUGUCUACUGGUAAUUCCUUGCCUUCUAUCGGUGGCAUGUUAUGUCUAGUGGAUACCAUUAAGGACCUGUAAUGGUUUUACUGGUUAGCUAAUAGCUUGUUAUUUGUAGUGGAAACCAUUAGAAUUUCAUUUCUGUGAUGGAUUCUAUUGUUUUUAUUUCGGUGCCAUUUUAUUUAAACGAUUAUUUAAAACGUGACCAAAACCAAACCAAAAAUAUUAGUAAUAGCAAAACAUUCAGACGAAGGAACGACGACUUUAAUAACCAAGCGUAUAAGGAAAUAAAUGACUCGUUCACGUAUUCCUUCCCCGUCACACUUCUCCGACUUUUGACUGACGUCAAGCGCUUCUCUACCUCCUGACCAAUCAAAUCGCAGCACAAAGUGCCAGUGAGUGAAUACGAGGAGAUUUACACCGUGUCGAAACGAUCUUUAUUUCAUCCGUGUUACUGAGAAUCGACUCCAGAGCGUACGCUAACGGACACCGGGGACGCUGAAGGGCGUUGCUAUGGUUACAGUGUCUGGUUCUUUACUUCCUGACGUGUAGAUUUAACGUGUGAGGAAAAACAAAAGCUCGGAAGCUGUUACAGUGUUAUAGUUUAUAGUCGAAAUGCUGGUGAAGAUCAAAUUUUCUAUUUAAGAUGCUUGUGUGUGUGUGUGUGUGUGUUUUGUACUUUUCCCUGGAUUUCGAUUUCCAGGGAGCAGGUCCAGAGAGACUGUGUUAUAAACGUAAGUUAUUGUAUGUUUAUUCAUCUGCCAAAAAAAUCCAGACUGAUUGAUACUGUUAUGAAAUUGUUCAAAUUAUUCUUCACAUUUGUUUCAUGUAUUAUUGUGAAUGUUAAAAAUAAAAGUGGUGUGUGUGUGUGUGUGUGUGUGUGGG